This is a messenger RNA of Rubroshorea leprosula, 1363 nucleotides long. The record is from the annotation of a GenBank genome assembly. NCBI's taxonomy places the organism in Eukaryota, Viridiplantae, Streptophyta, Magnoliopsida, Malvales, Dipterocarpaceae.
GCAAUGAUGGAAGGAUUUUCAGUGCAAGGACUUAUGAAAGGAUUUUCAAGCAUAAUUGAGAUAGUCUUCACUGCAUGUUUCUUGUAAUUUCCUUUUGUACUGUAAUUGUUUUUUGGACCAACCUUUUGUACUGUGAUUCAAACAUCCAACAUACAAUGUAUUUUGCGUACAAACUCAUAUGCUGUGUACUAUGAAGUUGUGACAAAGACACCUUAGAUGCUUAAUGCGUCAAAAGCAUCUUGUCUAGGAUAAUUCUUCCAACUUGACAAGUAGCUUAUGGCUAUCUUUCCGAUUCCAACUCCACUUUAGUACUUUACUGAGACAGGAUUUGAUGUUCUUAAGCUGUCAUUUCUCUGAAGAGAGAUAUUAUGCCCACCAAAGCCUAACAUUAUGAAGAAUCCAUAUUAAGGCACAAGCAAUAUAAAAGCAGGCAAAAAACAAGAUUGCUGAGAAUCAGAAGAUCGUGAUACAGCCACACAGGGAAAGCAACCACAGGGUGAUGGUGCAAUUUCCAGUCACAAUUACAGCGAGGGUGGAGAAUUUUAACACGACACUUUUGUUGGGACUCCAACUACCGCCCCUUUACCACAUGAUCAAGAGAUCUCAUCGGUGGCAUAAGUAUGUCUCUUCAACCUAAUGAAGAGCUAAAGUGAGAAUUUGGUACAUUAUUGGUGAAGUGAAAAAAAGGACUUGGGAUGAAUUUUGAUGCUGGUUAGAUCUCAGGGAUUCAUCUUCAUCACUUAAAAUAAACAUUCCCAAAAUAAAAAGACGUAUUGGCUUAUUGCUGCUUAUACUAAAGACGAAAUAUCAACAAAAAGGGAAAUGAGACUUGGCAAAAGGGGAUGAUGGAAGCGCAUGGGAUGAGUAGCUCUUUUCCCAAGUGGUAGCCCCCAAAACCAUUGCUCCUACUCUCCUCAUGUGUCAUUUAUCUGUUGUGUAUCUUUAUCUUCUCGGUAAGAGAGGCCAUCCUUCAUUCCCUUUCGUUUUCUCUUCUCUAAGGCCACCAGUUUCAUUACUCACUGUAUCUUUAUCUUCGUCCUCAGAAAUGCCAUCUCAGCUACACCAGCUUCCACUUUCAUCUCCACAAUAAUAUUCUUCUCUUUAUCCAUCUCUCAAACCUGAAAAUCUUUUUCUUCAUUCUCACAACUACACCUCGGAUGCACGAGUACCUUCUCUUCGGGCCAUCAGUUUCCAUUAUUCACACAGAUUCUCUCUGUCUUUCCUUCCUUCUUCUACACCAAUCCCCUUGAAUCUUCAUCUUCAUCCUCACGCUUCACCCUGUGGUAAAAGAAUAGUUCUCUGUUCUUUUCCAAUCACCAUAUGUUAUCUUCACUUUCACACCACAUAAAAAGAUACAAUGUUU